This is a messenger RNA of Exophiala dermatitidis NIH/UT8656, 2070 nucleotides long. RefSeq names its product protein-tyrosine phosphatase. The transcript is spliced from 3 exons. Gene Ontology annotation, molecular function: protein tyrosine/serine/threonine phosphatase activity. The coding region runs from base 1 to 2070 and encodes 689 amino acids. Lineage: Eukaryota; Fungi; Ascomycota; Eurotiomycetes; Chaetothyriales; Herpotrichiellaceae. Gene Ontology annotation, biological process: nuclear DNA replication; protein dephosphorylation. The record is from RefSeq and is a predicted model, not a curated record.
AUGGCCACUGUUGUCCUUCAGCAACAAACCCCCGUUCGACAGUCGACCCCUCCACCUCUCGGCCCUUCUGUUACAUUGAAUCAACCUCGCUCUUCCUCCCAAGUGCCUAACAAACACUUGCCAUACUGUCCUCCUGGACCAGUUCCCGCCCAGUCGCAAAUCACUCCGCCCAAUUCGCCUCCACUGAGACAGGUUGCGUCGAAACCGACCACUCUCCUCCAUCCUCCCCACAACUAUCCAAAGCUAUGCAAUUCUCCGCCCAUCUACGGCAUCAAUGCCAAAGGACUGGCAGAAGCGCUUGAACACUAUUCUUCACAGCCCCUUCCAAACCCAUCUUCGGUGUUCCCGUGGCUCCAUGGGCUGCAUCCGGAAAAUCACAUCCAGCUGGCCUUUUUCGUGGCAAGAAAGAGAUCGUUGCGAAAGAUCCCAAAAUGCUUGCGAGGUAUAACCAUUAUAAAAGCUGGUGGAGACCUGACGCGGUCGCGGAUCAAGGGCGCCGUUGCGCCCGAUGAGAUUCUCAAUCUGUCCGACGGUAAUGGUCACGGCUUUUUGGAUUGUGACCCGCGAGAGGGCUUCUCCGUCCGCAACUUCCACAUUCAGGCGGCCAAGAUGGCUUUGGUGUCCGACAUCGUCAUCUACGGCGACGAGGACACAGAUGGUCGUAUUAUCAAGUCUGUUGCUGAGCGAACCGCGUCUGUGCAAAAGAGAUGGCGGAAAGAAUUGGAGAAUAUGGGACAGUCCGCCGAGACUUACCAUACCUUCGUGCUCACACAACCUUUUGAAGACGUGGAACAAGCCCAUCCAGAGUUAGUGGCCAUCGACUCUCGGGGCAAGUACACCGACUCUACCCUGGACUUUGUGCAACAAGAAAGACGAGAGAUGUCUGCCAUGUCCAAGGCUUCCGAGAUCUCUCCAGGUGUGUUCCAAGGACCGACGCCUGGCCCAUAUACCGAACCACCAUCAACCAUAGAUGAUCCGACCUAUGACCUUUACAUCGAGGCCAGUGAUCACGCAUCCAUGCCAGACGACAAAGCCUUGGCUGCAAAACUGAAGCAACUCGAAACUCGUGACGACGAUGAUCCUGUCCAUCUCGCGUUUCCGAGCUCCGGCAGUAUCAUGCCGGCCGCUUGGUCCCAAGCUGAGGUGACGGGAAUUCUGCGCAUGUGUCGAUGGCUGUACAAGUUGAUCCAUACCAAAGAGCCAGUUGAUGACGCCAAGCACAAGGAUGGGGACAUUCAGAUGACCGAAUUGACGCCCCGUCCCCGUCGCGUCUUACUGCAUUGUGCAGACGGAUAUACUGAGACCUCCAUGUUGGCGGUGGCGUACUUUAUGUAUGUCGAAGGCGUUCCGGUUCAUGAGGCUUGGAUCCGGCUGCAUUGUGAAAAGAAGCGUAACUUCUUCGCCUAUCCUUCCGACGUAGCUCUGUUAAGCACCAUCCAAGAACGGCUGUUGCGGGAAAGCCCAAAGUUUGUUGAUGCAAAACCUCCUCCAAUCACGGCGCCGGCUUGGUUGACCAAGUUUGAUGGCAGCCUCCCCAGUCGCAUCCUGCCGUAUAUGUAUUUGGGAAAUCUCAACCAUGCAAACAACCCGGAAAUGCUUCGAUUGUUGGGGAUUCGGCGCAUUCUUAGUGUUGGGGAGCCGGUGUCCUGGUCAGAGGCCGAAAUGCAAGCCUGGGGUCGAGAAAAUUUGUUUAUGGUGGAUCGCGUGCAGGACAAUGGUAUUGAUGAACUUACACUUGAAAUGGAGAGGUGUUUGGAGUUUAUCGAAAGAGGUCGUUCCGAUGGUACCGCGACCCUGGUGCACUGUCGGGUGGGAGUCAGUAGAUCUGCCACCAUUUGUAUUGCAGAGGUCAUGGCUCGCUUAGGAUUGAGCUUUCCAAGAGCAUACUGCUUCGUGCGCGCCCGUCGUCUCAAUGUCAUCAUCCAACCACAUCUGAAGUUUGUGUAUGAACUGAUGAAGUGGGAUGAACAACAGCAAGAGAAGCGGGGUGAACCAGUGAAGAGAGAGCUCGACUGGGCUACAGUGGCCCGAGAGAUCGCGGCGAUGAACAGACCCUAUGCCAGGAAUUGA